Molecule: messenger RNA, 1565 nt
Organism: Dalotia coriaria
Lineage: Eukaryota; Metazoa; Arthropoda; Insecta; Coleoptera; Staphylinidae
Product: retinol dehydrogenase 14
Exons: 3
Coding region: 458-1459 (333 amino acids)
Source: RefSeq, a predicted model, not a curated record
UGGAAGCGCUGGCAGGUGAAAGCAACGUCAUCGCUGCAGAAGUAGAAGCAGAAGCAGAAGUAUUUUGCCUGGGAAGCAGUCGGACGCCACGACACCACGUCGAGUUGGAAGUGGUCUUCACCUCGCCGCACAUCACCACACACACACCAACACAAAUCAGAGAUACCUGAGACCGGUCAGGACGCUCAGGUUGCUCGGCAUUGCUCAGUACUCGCGAAGCAGUUCAGCAGGAAAGUCAAACUUUAAACUCAUCUCGACACAGCUAACAUUUACAAGGCUCGUAGAAGUAUUUAAGUUGAGUGUAAACCACAAGCAGAAGAAAAUCUAAGCGCAGAAGAGAAUCUACGUGGUGUCAAUGCACUGGAGACAUUGAAGAUAUAGAAGACUUCUAGCGCAUCUUUUGCAUCGCUCAGCGUGCAGAAAUCCAUUAACUGACAAGGGACAUCGUCGCGCCGAGAUGUUGUAUUAUUGGGGCAUCGGCCUCUGCAGUGCAUGCUUACUGCUGCUGGGUGCCGCGUGCGUCUUUGGCGUCGCACUAAUCGUUCUGUUGAAGCUUUACGCGCAGUACACGUGCGGCUAUUAUCGCGGCAACGCCAAGAUGGACGGCAAGACGGUGAUCGUCACCGGGGGCAAUGGCGGCAUCGGCAAGGAAACAGCGCGGGAGCUCGCGAAACGCGGCGCAAGGGUUAUUCUCGCUUGUAGAAACAUCGAAACUGGAAAUAUUGCUAAAGAGGAAAUUGUUAAAGACUCCAAAAAUGAUAAUGUCAUCGUAAAAAAAUUAGAUUUAUCAUCAUUUGCGUCAAUUCGUGAGUUUGCCGCUGAUAUAAACCGCACGGAACCAAAACUUCACGUGUUGAUACACAAUGCAGGAACAGCAGAAACGCGUUCCAAGGUUUCCGAAGAUGGUUUAGAGUUAACAAUGGCGACCAAUCACUAUGGACCAUUCCUGUUGACACAUCUUCUAAUAGAUUUACUCAUACGCACUAGAUCUGCACGUAUUGUCGUCGUUGCAUCUGAACUUUAUCGUCUUGCAUCGCUUAAUUUAAGUAAACUUAACCCUGUCGACGCUUUCCUGCCAGCAUAUUUAUACUACGUCUCUAAGUAUGCUAAUAUUUGCUUCACAAAUGAAUUGGCGCGUCGAUUGGAAGAAACUGGUGUAACUGCAAAUUGUCUACAUCCAGGAAUGAUUGAUUCGGGAAUAUGGCGGAAUGUUCCUGCACCACUGUCAUGGCCGCUGAUGUUAAUCGUGAAAGGAUUCUUUAAGACGCCGGUGCAAGGAUGUCAGACAAGUGUUUAUCUUGCUUGUUCCGAAGAAGUUGAGGGUGUUACCGGAAAGUAUUUUAUGGAUUGUAAGGAGAGAGGAUUGAGCAGUGGUGCCGCGGAUAUGAAUAAAGCCAAGAAGUUGUGGGAAGCUUCUGAAGAGUAUGUUAAGUUGAAGGAGACUGAUCCGAAAAUUUAAAUUUAUAUUUAUCACUUACUAAUUUUAUACUAUUAAAUUAAAAUUAGUAUAUAGUUUAGAAUGAUGUAAUCGUAAAUUUAAUAAAUUUUGUUCCAAUUUUCUUAAA